AUGGACAACAUGUACAACGUAUCAUCCUCUUUAGUGCUGACUGGCUUUAAUCUCUCUUCUGAAAAUGUUGCUCCUACAUUUCUUUUUGCAACUCUGAGCUACAUGAUCAUACUUUUCUGCAACCUUAUGCUUAUCCUCACCAUUGUACUGAACAAAUCUCUGCAUCAGCCUAUGUAUCUAAUUCUGUUGAACCUUCCUAUUAAUGACCUCAUAGGCUCCUCGGGACUCUUUCCACAGGUCAUUAAAGAAAUACUGACCAACAGCAGGACAAUACAAUACUCAGCUUGUGUUGCCCAAGCUUUUUUUAUCCACAUCUAUGCAGCAGGUACGGUGUUUACUCUGACUGCUAUGGCAUAUGAUAGAUACAUUGCCAUAUGUUGGCCUUUGAAAUACAACACUAUUAUGACUAAUGCUCACAUCAUGAAAAUUAUCACAGCUGUAUGGAUGAGUUGUUUGGUGUUAAUAGGUGUGCUUUUCCUUCUGCUUUUGCGUUUACCUCGCUGUCGCUCUGAAAUGACACACCCCUACUGUGAUAACCCAUCUUUGCUGGCUCUGGUCUGUGAAGACACAACCAUUAAUAACAUUUAUGGGCUUUUUACAGUUGCUUUUUCACAAGUGAUAGCUAAUGUGAUGAUUUUGUAUACAUAUCUCCAAAUUCUUGUGGCAUGCUUUAGAUCCAAACGAUCAGCCACAAAAGCCAAAGCUCUGCAGACCUGUGCUACACACUUAAUAGUUUUUCUCCUGUUGGAGGGCCUGGGACUUUUCACCAUCAUAUCAUACAGAAUAAAAAACAUUUCACCACAUUUAAGAAGAUUCAUGGGGGUGUCAACAUUAAUUUUCCCACCAACAGUUAAUCCAAUAAUCUAUGGCCUGAAAACAAAAGAAAUUCGAGAAAAAGUAUGGGCAUUUUUUGAAAAAGUAUUUGUUGAAUAA
This is a messenger RNA of Lates calcarifer (barramundi perch), 933 nucleotides long. RefSeq names its product olfactory receptor 52K2-like. Gene Ontology annotation, biological process: G protein-coupled receptor signaling pathway. The record is from RefSeq and is a predicted model, not a curated record. Gene Ontology annotation, molecular function: olfactory receptor activity; G protein-coupled receptor activity. The transcript is spliced from 2 exons. Gene Ontology annotation, cellular component: membrane. Lineage: Eukaryota; Metazoa; Chordata; Actinopteri; Centropomidae. Bases 1 to 933 code for a protein of 310 amino acids.